CCCGGCUACGUCGACACAAGAUGACGGAACUCACGUGUUACGUUCCGGUCGGGUCCUGCCCUCGCCGGAGCCUAGGCGUCCCGCGAUGCCGACCUUGUCUCCGCGCAAUAACCCUUAGGCAUGCAAGACGGGCAUUCGGGUCGGCUACCAACACACACUGAAGCCCUGCGAUUUCUCACCGGUUGGCGCUCUCGCCACGUCUCACCUGCUCGCGGACCACCCUCCUUCCGCAAAGCUAAGGGCGGCAUCAGCUGACUGUUGGCAGGUCCUUCCUUAGGCAAGCAGUGCAUGAGAUGGGACGGACGUCAAAGGACAAGCGAGAUGUCUAUUACCGCCUGGCCAAGGAGAACGGCUGGCGUGCUCGUAGUGCCUUCAAGCUGCUACAGCUCGAUGAGGAAUUCCAGCUCUUCCAAGGUGUGGCACGGGCAGUUGACCUGUGUGCAGCCCCAGGCAGCUGGAGCCAGGUGCUGAGCCAGAAGAUUGGGGGCCAGGGACCUGGCCAUGUGGUGGCUGUGGACUUACAGGCUAUGGCUCCACUACCAGGUGUGAUACAAAUCCAGGGGGACAUCACCCAGCUCUCCACUGCCAAGGAGAUCAUUCAGCACUUUGAGGGCUGUCCUGCGGACCUUGUGGUGUGCGACGGGGCUCCUGAUGUAACAGGCCUCCAUGAUGUCGAUGAGUACAUGCAGGCCCAGCUGCUCCUAGCUGCUCUGAACAUUGCGACACAUGUCUUGAAGCCAGGGGGCUGUUUCGUGGCCAAGAUAUUCCGAGGCCGAGACGUGACACUGCUCUAUAGCCAGCUGCGUGUCUUCUUCUCCAGCGUGCUCUGUGCCAAGCCCAGGAGCAGCCGGAAUUCCAGCAUCGAGGCCUUCGCUGUCUGUCAGGGCUAUGAUCCUCCUGAGGGCUUCAUGCCAGACCUGACCAAACCUCUGCUGGACCACUCUUACGACCCUGAUUUCAACCAGCUAGAUGGCCCCACCCGUAUCAUCGUGCCUUUUGUGUCCUGCGGAGACCUGAGCUCCUAUGAUUCGGAUCGCAGUUACCCGCUGGAUCUAGAGGAUGGCUCAGAGUACAAGUACACUCCACCCACACAGCCCCCCAUCUCACCACCAUACCAGGAGGCCUGCACGUUGAAAAAGAAAUGGCGGCUAGCCAAGGAGACCCGGUCCCAGGACUGCCCCAUUCGCAGAGUGGAUAUGUUGCCCCUACCCCUGGCUGCCCCUCAGCGCCACACCCUGCUGGCCCCUGAGAUAGAGGACAAUGAAAUGAACUGUUCACCCUAACACAUUAAGGGCCUGAACAGAACAGACUUGAGUAGGAAUCUGCCACAACCAACAGGAGGACAACAAGGAAAAUGACACCAUAGGAGUCCGAUUGCACUGCAGUGGGAAUUGAGUGAGGUCUUGCCUGUCCUCUAAACCUCCCCAGAGGUGUCCCAGUUAUGUCCAGAAUUUCUCCCGAAAGUGGGGGUUCUUAACCUGGAUAGAAGUCAGAAGUAUCUGUGAACUUUAUGGAGGAAAGUAUUACAUCUUUAUUUUUUGCUGGUUUAAUUGAAAUUGAGUUUUACCUUCAAUUCUGAAUGCUGGCAACAAAUCACAAUAGUGAAAACAGUGUCUGCACUUUUCCCACCAAUACAAGUCAGUUAAUGUUCACAUGACAUGACCGGUAUUCUAGGCAUCUCGAAAUAGGAUUCACAUUCCUCACCACUUUGAAUGAUAGUAGAUCUUAGAAUUUGAUGUUCUAAGAUGAGCCCAUGUAUUACCACACCCCAGUUUCAUUUCAGUUUAAUAUAUAGUUAUAUUGGUA
Molecule: messenger RNA, 1806 nt
Organism: Tupaia belangeri chinensis (Chinese tree shrew)
Lineage: Eukaryota; Metazoa; Chordata; Mammalia; Scandentia; Tupaiidae
Gene: FTSJ1
Product: FtsJ RNA 2'-O-methyltransferase 1
Exons: 13
Coding region: 294-1283 (329 amino acids)
Biological process (GO): cytoplasmic translation; tRNA methylation
Cellular component (GO): cytoplasm
Molecular function (GO): tRNA methyltransferase activity
Source: RefSeq, a predicted model, not a curated record